CACUUGAUUUGUUUUUCAGUCCCUUAUAUUAGCGGUUUGGCGGUACAUAAGCUCUAAAUUUAUCCUCGAGCUGUAAUGAUCAACUGAUAGUUCUCCAUAUAUUCUAUACCUAAGCUGGAUAGGAGAAUAUUCAACAGGAAAGGUGUUUGGAAGGUUAAAAGAAGGCAAAGUAUCGAAGAUUUACUACCAGCUUAAAGCUAACAACGAACCAUGAACACUGUGACACAAUUAUUUUUCUUCGCUUUUCUGUGUGGUUCCUUUACGUGGGUUAGCAGUUCAAGCAAAGAAAACAGUUCCUACCUCAUUUUGGCUCCAAAUGUCUUUCGUCCAGGAAGUACUUUUACCUUGAAGGUUACGAUCUUGAAGGCUACAGCCCCAGUCAUUGUACAUGCAGGGAUAAGAAUGGGAUAUUUUCCCAAUAUCAAAGUUAUUACCAAUAAUACUGGUACAUUUACUGUUGGAACAACACAAGAUCUGAACAUCAAAAUUCCUUCUGGUUUGACAUACAGCCGAUACAGUUUCUUUGUCAAUGGUUCCGGCGGUCUUACAUUCCACAAUGAAUCAAGCAUCCAGUUCCAAAAGAAGGCAAUGACUAUCUAUGUGCAAAUGGACAAAGGCAUUUAUAAACCUGGACAAACUGUUCACAUGAGAAUAUUUGCAUUGCUGCCAAGCCUGAGAACAUAUCUUGAUAAGAUGACAGUUGAUAUCCUGGAUCCCAAUGACAAUAAGAUGGCUCACUGGGAAAACAUUCAAGGACCAUAUGGAGUCAUAAAAAAAGAUUUUCCCAUUUCAUCUCAACCUGUUAUGGGAACAUGGAAGGUGUCUGUUAAAGCUAGAGAUGAAACCUUUGACAAAACAUUUGAGGUCAAAGAAUAUGUUCUUCCGAAGUUUGAAACAUCAGUGGUGCUCCCUCCGUACAUUCAGAAGAAAGAUACAAAAAUCCAAGGAUCAGUGACGUCAAAGUACACAUAUGGUAAAGGUGUCAAAGGCACAGCUGUCAUAGAAGCAUAUUUCAACACGUAUGGUUCCAAAGGGAAACCGUUAAAGAAGGCAAUUGAGGUUGAUGGAACAGCAUCGUUUCAUUUUGACAUAAAGGAGAUCAUUAAACUGUUCUUUGCCACUUUUGGCAAGUCACGUUGGAUAACCGAAAAGUCCUUGUAUGAAUCCUGGUACACGCUCAUCGUCAAUGCAACUGUUACUGAAGACUUGACUAAGAAGGAAGCCAGUGGGGAUCAAAGUCUUCGAUUCUACUACUCGGAUGUCAAGCUUGAGUUCCCUACAUUCAAUCCAAGUAAUUUCAAGGCGGGACUAGAGUUUGAUACGGUGCUACGAGUGACCCAACCAGAUGGUCAGCCAAUCCACCCAGACCGACUGAAAACACUCAAGAUUACAAUCAAGACGCAGUACAGUUGGAAUGGAAACAAAUCCACCGAUGCUUACACUCCAUCAUCCAAAGGUGUCAUACUCGUCAGAACAAGCGUUCCCAGUUGGGCUCAAGUCGUUCGCUUAACGGCUGAGUAUCUCGUUGAUGCAGAACACACAGAAACCAAAAUGUUUACGGCGCGAAAAUUUAAUUCGCCCAGUAACUCGUUUCUUCAGCUGUCUACAAGUAAUCCUUCAGUAAAGUCAGGUGAUACGAUCAACUGUGACGUCAUAAGUACCUUUCCUGUUACGUCAUAUAUAUACAUUGUCAUGGCUCGAGGCAAGAUCAAGCAAAUUGGCAGCGGCAACGUCAACAGCGCGGCUAAACGGUUUUCUUUUAGUUUGACGUCUUCAUCUGUCAUGGCGCCGUCAUGUCGUCUCCUGGUCUACUGUAUACGACAGGAUGGAGAAGUAAUCGUGGAUGGUCUGACUGUUACUGUUGAAGACCCAUUCGAUAACAAGGUCACUCUGAAGUUCAGCCGCAAUUCUUCGCGCCCUGGUGAUCAAGUCAACCUUGUUGCCACGGCAACGGCUGGUUCUCAAGUGUCUUUUCUCGCUGUAGACAAGAGUGUCCUUCUAAUGAAAAAAGACAAUGAUAUCGACCACGCUCAGGUGCUGCAAGAUCUGGAGUCGUAUGGUGGUGGUAGUGGCUGGUAUCCAUGGUGGGAAUGGGGAUGGUUCUCUGGAGCAAGACGCAGUAGACGAAUGAUCAUGCCUUUCCCUGCUCCUGGAGGCGACGCCAUGUCUGUAUUCGAGAAUUCAGGUCUCCUCAUCUUCUCUGACUGCCUUGUGUACAAAAUGCAGCAAUACUACGUCGAUGAAAGUGAAACUGAAACUGUUCGUAUGAAAACCUCGAGUGCUUCAGGAGGAGGUGGGGUAGUAGCAGCAGUUAAUCCUAAACUGGCAGCAGUGACUAAAGUUCGUUCUCUCUUUCCUGAGACAUGGCUGUGGAUGGAUGUCAAUGCAAGUUCAUCAGGCCAGGCUGAGAUCUCCACUUCCGUUCCUGACACCAUCACGUCAUGGGUAGCCAGUGCUUUCGCUGUUUCUCCCACCACAGGAUUUGGUAUUGGAGCACUAAAACCCAAUUUACAAGUUUUCCAGCCAUUCUUCGUGUCUCUUUCCCUACCUUAUUCUGUUGUACGUGGAGAGGAAGUGGCCAUAACAGCACUUGUCUUCAACUACCUAGAGGACCCUCAAGAGGUCACCAUCACAUUCAAAGCUUCCGAACACUGGUCAGCCAUCAACGAACUAGGAGCCCGCGGUCAGGAAGGGGACAUGAAAGAGGUGGUGACAGUACCUGCUGGACAAGGCAAAGCUAUUGCCUUUCCUGUCAUUCCCAAGACACUGGGUAACAUCCCCAUAGUGGUACAAGCACAGUCUUAUGAUGCUGCUGAUGCGGUCAGAAGGAACUUAUUGGUGGAGCCUGAAGGAGUCCCCCAGGAAUACUCCUACAGCGUACUGAUGAACAUGAAUACAACAUCAUCCUUCACCAAAACACUGGAGCUUGCUUUACCUAAAAGUGCAGUCGACGGUUCUGCCUUUGCCAAGAUCUCAGUCAUUGGUGACAUUUUGGGCUCUUCCUUCAACAAUCUAGACAACCUACUGCGCAUGCCCUAUGGCUGCGGCGAGCAAAACAUGGUGAACUUUGCUCCCAACAUCUUUAUUUUGAAGUACUUAACUGCGGUAAACCAGGUCACUCCUGCUAUUAGAGAAAAAUCUGAGAGAUACAUGGUGCAAGGAUAUCAACGAGAACAGACCUACAGACACAGAGAUGGUUCUUACAGUGCAUUUGGUGAGAGAGACYCGGAGGGAAGCAUGUGGUUGACAGCGUUUGUAGUCAAGUCAUUUGCGCAGGCGCGCAAGUACAUAUACGUGGAUCCUAAGUCAUUGGACUUGAGUCUGUCGUUCAUGGUGCGCAGGCAGAACAAAGAUGGCUCGUUCCCAACAGUUGGUACUGUCCAUGGCAGCUACCUCAAGGGUGGGAUGAAAGGUGAAUUUUCGCUGACUGCUUUUAUUGUCAUUGCACUAGCUGAAGCUAAAAGCGAAUCUAAGAAUGUGGAUGUGGCAAAGAAAGAUGCUGUGCGUUACCUUGAGAAUAACUUGGACGCCAUGGAGAGGGCAGACGACGUGUAUGCACUGGCUAUUUCAGCUUAUGCACUUAGACUGGUUAACAGUGGAUCCAGUGCUAGCAAGGCCUGGUCUGCUCUGUUAUCCAGGGCGAUAAGAAAAGAUGGAACAAUUCACUGGUCUAAUGCUAAGCAAAAUAACGACAAGUCGACAGAGUAUCGACCCUACUACAGGCCCCGUUCUGCAGACGUGGAAAUCACAGCAUAUGCACUGCUUACCCUGAGUCUGAACCAAGAUAUUUCUACUGGGCUUCCUGUGGUACGGUGGCUGUCGCAACAAAGAAACUCACUUGGCGGUUAUUCUUCCACUCAGGACACAGUUCUUGGCAUUCAAGCCAUGUCAGAGUUUGCCAGGCUUAUCUACUCCUCAUCUCAAAAGUUCACUGUAAGACUGACGCAGACCACUGAUAAAGGGUUCAGCAAGACUAUCAACGUAGAUCAAUCCAAUGCUAUGGUAUUACAACAAGUACUGAUCUCGAAGGUCGAAGGAAGUUUAAAGAUCCAAGCCAAUGGUCACGGUAUUGGAAUACUACAGGUUGGCGUGACAUACCACGUGGACAAAGCGCCUGAUAUGAGUAAUUUUGAUUUCGUGAUUAAGGUGUUGGAAGCUGGUAACUAUGAGAUGAAAACCCACGCAUGCGCAACAUGGCUGGGCGAAGGACCAGACUCGGACAUGGCUGUCAUGGAGCUUGGAGUGAGUUCUGGUUUUGCACCCGAUCAAGACGCCGUGAAUGAGAUGUUGAAAGACAGAAGUGUAAACGUCAAGAGAGCCGAGACGGUUGACAAGAAACUCAUUCUUUACUUUGAUAAGAUCAGUAAAAUCAAAGCUACAUGUAUCAACAUGCGAUAUGAGCGAACCCAUCCUGUUGGGAAAGGACAGCCUGUACCUGCCGUCAUAUACGACUAUUACAACCCCGAACACCGUGCAGAAGCGUUGUACACAUCUGACAAGCUAAGAAACACUGGUGUGUGUCGCGUGUGUCCCAUGUGCAUCAACUGCAAUCAUGCAUACAAACCCAAAGAUGAUCCUUCCAGAAGUUCAUCUUCAAAUCAUCGAAACAUCAUCACUAUUACUGUUUACCUGGUUACCCUGGCGUUAUUUGCUGUGUGUUAAUGUACAGAGGAGAAAAACGACAAGGCUGCUACUUUCGCUAUUUUUUUCUUUAUCUCUCAUUCAUGCUUAAAAACGUUUAGUGUUUCAUUCGUGUCUCUUGUGUUUUAAACUUUUCACCAAAUUCUGCUAACCUCGA
Actinia tenebrosa (Australian red waratah sea anemone) is the source of this 4798-nucleotide messenger RNA. Its product is annotated as CD109 antigen. Gene Ontology annotation, molecular function: endopeptidase inhibitor activity. The record is from RefSeq and is a predicted model, not a curated record. Lineage: Eukaryota; Metazoa; Cnidaria; Anthozoa; Actiniaria; Actiniidae. Gene Ontology annotation, cellular component: extracellular region.